Molecule: messenger RNA, 1374 nt
Organism: Tarenaya hassleriana
Lineage: Eukaryota; Viridiplantae; Streptophyta; Magnoliopsida; Brassicales; Cleomaceae
Product: UDP-N-acetylglucosamine/UDP-glucose/GDP-mannose transporter
Exons: 10
Coding region: 113-1174 (353 amino acids)
Cellular component (GO): Golgi apparatus
Molecular function (GO): GDP-fucose transmembrane transporter activity; antiporter activity
Source: RefSeq, a predicted model, not a curated record
UUCUCUUCUCGUCAGUCCUCCCCUGCCGUGCGGUGGCGCAAAAUCUCGCCGGAGACUUUGAGAGAGAGGGGCAGUGGAGACAGAAAUCGCCGGAGCUAGGAGUAGUCGGAGCAUGCCUCUGUCGACGACGAAUUCGAUGAAGCAUCCGAUUCUUCCGGUGUCAGAUCCUCCGCCGGCCGGAGAAAUCGAGAGAGACGGUAAAGGCGUCAGCGACAGGCUUUUCAAAGGAUCCGCCAUGACCAAACGCGGAGCUUAUGCCGCCGUUUCAUACAUGGCUUGCGCUGUUCUACUCGUGCUUUUCAAUAAAGCCGCUCUCUCUUCCUACAAGUUCCCAUGUGUAAAUGUUAUCACAUUGUUCCAGAUGGUUUCGUCGUGCUUGUUUCUAUAUGGGUUAAGAUGCAGGAAGAUCAUCUCCUUUGCAGCUGCUGACUCUUUUUCCGCUUCUGAUAGUACUGCACCGACUUUUGUGCCGCUGAAAACAGUGUUUCACACCCUUCCCCUGUCGAUAACCUAUCUUCUCUACAUGCUAGCCUCUAUGGCGUCUAUCAGGGGGGUAAAUGUUCCCAUGUAUACAACUCUUAGGCGCACUACAGUGGUGUUUACUAUGGUGAUUGAGUACAUGCUUACAGGACAGAGAUAUUCGCAGUCCAUCAUCGGAAGCGUUGGUGUGAUCGUGGUUGGCGCAUUUUUCGCCGGAGCUAGGGACUUGUCAUUUGACUUUUAUGGAUAUGCUGUCGUUUUCUUGGCAAACAUAACAACGGCAGUGUAUCUAGCAACCAUUAGCCGGACUGGAAAAAAGAGUGGCUUGAAUAGUUUCGGGCUGAUGUGGUGCAACGGAAUAAUAUGCGGACCAAUAUUGCUUGUAUGGACAUUUAUCUCGGGUGACUUGGAGAAGACGCUGGAGUUUCCUUAUAUAAUGAACCCGGGUUUCCUGGUGGUGUUGAUGUGUUCGUGCAUACUGGCUUUCUUCUUAAACUACAGCAUUUUUCUGAACACAACUCUAAACUCGGCUCUCACUCAGACGAUUUGCGGCAACCUCAAGGAUCUGUUCACCAUCACACUUGGGUGGAUGCUCUUCGGGGGACUUCCAUUCGACAUACUGAAUGUGAGUGGGCAGCUUCUUGGGUUCAUAGGAUCUGCUUUAUAUGCCUACUUCAAGAUAAUGGGAAGGUGAAUUUCGUGGCGUGGUGGGAUGAGAGACUUCUGAUGAAGCCUUUAUAUAUAGAGAGUACGACUAUUUAUUCUUUCACGAACCUCCCGGACCGGAGGAGAGGUAGCCCUUUUGUUUUUGUAAAAUUUUCAACGGCUUUCUCAUCAUCGAGAGGGCUGCAAAUGUUGAAAUUAUGCCAUUAAUUUAGGAUUUAAUUGGACUCA